Olea europaea var. sylvestris is the source of this 750-nucleotide messenger RNA. RefSeq lists its product as uncharacterized. NCBI's taxonomy places the organism in Eukaryota, Viridiplantae, Streptophyta, Magnoliopsida, Lamiales, Oleaceae. Bases 1 to 750 code for a protein of 249 amino acids. The record is from RefSeq and is a predicted model, not a curated record. The transcript is spliced from 2 exons.
AUGGAUCCUAUGCAGUUUGAAAGUGUUGCUGAUUCACACUCAUCUCUGAACAAAUCUGCCAUUGAUGAGCUAUCAAGUCCUUAUUUUCUGCAUCAUUCCAAUAGUCCUGGAUUAGUACUUGUUUCUCAACUGCUCACAAGAGAUAACUACGCCUUUUGGAGCUGUGCAAUGAUGAUUGCUCUUUCGAUAAAGAAUAAACUCUCUUUCAUUGAUGGAUCGAUGAGAAAAUCGGAAGAUGCAAGUUUUGAAUCGAUCAAUUCAUGGAAUCGAAAUAAUGAUAUGGUGAUCUCAUGGAUACUUAAUUCGGUCUCAAAAGAAAUCUCAGCAAGCGUUAUCUAUGCUGCCACCGCGUAUGAGAUCUGGAACGACCUUAAAGAACGAUUUCUGCAAAGCAAUGGACCAAGGAUCUUUCAAGUCAGGAAAGAUCAGAUGAAUUUAAAUCAAGGACAAAGCAAAGUAAGCGUAAAAUCAGAGAAGUUGAGUACACAAUCGCUCGGAAUGGACACAUCUACCUUUAGUGUGAGAUCUGAAAAUACGAAGCCAGUGCUUAACUCUGGUUUUCGAAAUGAUGUUUCUAGAGUGGGAAAUAAUGGAAUUGCAAUAAAAAAGUCAAGACCUUAUUGUACUUAUUGCAAAUAUCAUGGACAUUCAAUUGACGAGUGCUAUAAAAUCCACGGAUAUCCACCAGAAUACAAGAAGAAAUCAAAGGAGAACUCACAAGGCUAUUCUGCCCAUAGCUCUAUGAAUUAG